Molecule: messenger RNA, 1365 nt
Organism: Closterium sp. NIES-67
Lineage: Eukaryota; Viridiplantae; Streptophyta; Zygnematophyceae; Desmidiales; Closteriaceae
Source: the annotation of a GenBank genome assembly
ACCCUGCUUUGCGUUCAAGGCAGGCAGGGGGGGACCCUCUGACUGUAGUUCCAGCCGCGCUGCCAGCAGCAGCACACCUGUCCGGCUGCCUGAGCUGGCAGAGUAGACUGUCUCGUCCGUGUUGGAUUACGCCAGCGUCGAAUAUUAAAAACCCCGAGUUAACCGCAGUUCUAAUGUCGCAACAUCCCACAUACGUCUCGUGUGCCGUAGUUUUCCCGCAGUUCCAUCUAGCCCAGUAGCAUGGCGUGCUCGACCGAAAAUAUCCCAUCCCUCGCACAUCGUCCGCACCAAACGCUGCAGAUCAUGUCACCGUCAUCUCUCCCGAGACAAACGUGCUGUAAGAAAGCCGCGCGAGGCGAUUCCUGCUGCUGUUCCUUUCCGUGCUGCCCCAAUCCCGAGACCUGCUGCCGGACGCCGAGCUACUUCUCGCUAAUCCAUCAUCCGCCGGCGCGUCCUAGCGCGGCAGCCGUCGCAAGUGCGUCGCCACCGGCUGCGACGGCGGGAAUUUCGGCGGGCGGCGCGGCACGCCCCGUGGGUGGAGUUUCUAGCCCUCAACGGGUUAUUAGGUCAACGAAAAAGCCCGUCGAAAUUCCGGUGCUAACCCUGCCCCGCGGUUCCCAUUUCGCCGAUUUCUGCGACGACGCCGCUAACCAAUUGAGGAGUCUAAACACCGCGGAAGUCGACUCGACCUCGGAGGAGGAGGACGACAUGCAGAGUUGGAGCAAGGAGCUCAGCGACACGAUGAUGGCGGCACGUCUAUCAUGCUCUGACAGCCCCGCCAGUACCGCAUUCGCACCUACUUUUAUUACCGCUCUGAACCACUCGGCGCCGGUCUCCGCCGCGGCGACUGACGCCGUCGCCCAGCCGAUGAGCGAAUGGGAGGAGGAGUUUCUGCAGCAGCUGGAGCUCUCCAUGGUGGAUUCGCGCGGGAGGCUCGUCGAGUCGCUCAUGGACAGCAGCGUGAGACCGCGGUCAGCGGCGUCUCGCAGCAGCAAGGCGGGUUUUAUUCGCCCGCGGAGCAAAAGCCAUGACAGGGCGUCUCAGCAGAGACGGUCGUCUGCGAAUCAGGUGCCUGAAAGGCCCAGGCGCGCUGUUAGUCAGGGGAGUGGACUGACGAGGCCUCGCAAGCUGUGGCAAUGGCUGCUGAACGGACCUGCGUCCCCCAGAUGAAAAGCGUUUCAUCACGUGCUAUGCUAGCAUAUUUUGAUUUUCCUGGCUUUGUUUACUUGUUUAUUGUAGAGUCGGCGCCAGGGCCCUAGAUUGGUUUUGAGGCUUCCUGAUCCAUCAGGAUUCUCCCUGCAGAAAAGUCUGAAUUUUCAGGGUCCCCAAAAUAAAAAUCCUGAGCCAUCAGAAUUACUUCAAAAA